AUGCAGUCACAAAAUAAUGUAAAUCUGGGGAGAUCGGAUAACCCCACCGCGUCGGGAUCGCAUAACUCUCGCGUGCAGGAUUUGGUACCUGGGUCCUGUUCGACAAGUAUGCCACAGAACAACAGAAAUAGAACACCUUUGCAGUCCGGUGAACAGCAUAUACAUUCCGAUAUAGCUCUUACCGUGGCUGGCAGACCACGACAGCGCAGAAAAUGGACUAAUACUAUAAAUGAAGAUUUAUUACGCGCCUACUAUAUAGCUACAAACAAUGAAAGAGAUAUGACAGCAUAUCGAACUACACUACAUACAAUAUUCGUUGGGCACCAUCCGGACUAUAAUGUAUCCGAACAGCGACUAGCAGAUCAAGUACGGGUUAUUCAUAGAAACAAUCUUAUACCAGAAUCAAGACGAAACGCUAUCAAAGAAUCGGUUGCCGAAGUAAGUAAUGAUCAAUCGACAGAAACUGCAGAAAAUGAGCAAGUGCAAUUUGAAUCAACUAAUACUUCUACAAACGUACAUGUACCAGGAACACGUAAUAAUGUAAAUACGAUAGAAGUGGAAAAUGAACAACCACCUCCUGCUUUAAAUGUAAAUUUAAUUGAUGUCGAUGAAACCACGGAUCAGCAGGAAGAUGUAAGUAAUGAACAAAUGAGACUUAGAAGUAGUCAGCAUAGCUUAAAUGAGAUUUUUGAACAACAAUUUGACAUUUACAGUAACCUUAACCCUCUUUUAAGGCCACGCAUUCCGAAAAUUAAUACUAGUAAGAAGCUAAGUUUUCUUAUUGAAACACUUAACAAUGAUGCGAUCCUGACAAAACUGAACAAUGUGAGCAAUUUGCAAGAAUUACAUACUAUUGUAUAUGUAUCAGCUAUAACAAUUGCUACUACAAUGGGAUGCAAGAUAGGACAACCCAGAGAUGGACCACGAAGAGCUGCAAUUUAUGGAAAUAAGAGUAAUACGCUACGAAGAAUACAAAUUAAAAUUGAUCAUUUAAGAGGAGACUUAGAAAGAAUAAAUAAGUACAUUGAAGGUAAUCCUACAAGAAGACUUAAAAACAGGAUCAAUAAGAUAUUAAAAACAUACAAUCUUCACACACGCUACGAAACAAAUCACACGAAUAUUAUUAACACAAGAGACACUAUAAAACAGAAACUAUGUGUACAAGUAGCGAGACAGCGUAAAUACAAGUUGUCGAAUCAAAGACGAGAAAACAAUAGACUCUUUAACAACAACGAAAAGCAAUUCUAUAGAAAAAUACGAUCCAAUGCCAAUACGUCAGACGACGUAUAUCCAAGUAAGAAUAGUGCAGAAAAUUACUGGAGUUCACUGUGGUCCAAUACACAAAAACAUAAUGAAUCCGCUCUUUGGAUUGAAAAAGAGAAAGAGAAAUAUCAAGAAAAAAAAAUGUCAACUUGUUUAAUUACAUGUGAUCAGGUCAAACGAAUUAUAGCAAAAACACACAACUGGAAAUCUCCUGGACCAGAUCACAUACAAAACUUUUG
Molecule: messenger RNA, 1502 nt
Organism: Teleopsis dalmanni
Lineage: Eukaryota; Metazoa; Arthropoda; Insecta; Diptera; Diopsidae
Exons: 1
Source: RefSeq, a predicted model, not a curated record